ACUCAGUGACCCAUGCUCGACUUCUGUUUUUGACCAAAUGGAUGACGAUGACCGCCGUAUAGAGCAAUAUCACCAAAACUAUCAACAACAGCACGAGAUCAAUAAUUACAACAGCGUGUGUGGAAAGAAAAGUUGGCGAAAAAAACAGUAUGUCUACAAACACCGAUUACAACAAAAACCGAAUAGUUAUGGAAGUGUAAAAGGAUUAUCGUCGAUCGCAUUGACGCCAGGCAGAUCUGGAAGAAUGCAGCAUCCACAUCGGGCCUGGUCUGAGAGCGAUGGGUUGGAUCAGUGUGGUGGUAGCCUUGCUCAACAAUAUCGAAAUCUGCAAAAACCUCAAUUGCUACCACCCCCACCUAUACCUUAUUAUUGUGCUGCAGAAGCGGCCGCAUCGGGUUUUGUACAGUACGUGCACAAGAAUCCUGGUGGCUGGUGGACACGAACUAAAAACAAGCGACGUAGAAGACGGUAUAGGAAUAUAAAACGAAAGCCAAGUGAAAAGACUACUUCAAUCGUAGAUCGCCAUCGAAGUUCUAGUGCUGGUGGAAAUGGCUGUACCAUUACUGAUGAUGAGAAUAGUGACGGUUCAGGUUCGGGAUCAAACUCUGACCAUGGUGAAUACAACUCUGAUGAACAAGAUAGUGAUGGUGAAUUUAUUGGCAUGCUUGCUGCUGCCGCGGCUUUUGGCCAAGACCCUGACCGAGAAUGGUCACAAUUUGGAAAUGCUGGUGACCCUGUAGCUGAUUGGGACAAAUAUGACUUUGAGAGUGACUCAUCAUUAGAACAGGAAGAUGAUGAUAUGGUUGAAUGGACCACCGAGAUUAUGGCCACUGAUAUGAGGCGUAAACAAUCACAUCAAAACUUAGCUAUACCGUCAAGGAUAGUACACGAUAAUUAUUUACAUUUUUGUGAUGCACAAUCACUGACACCUGUCUUUACAAACCGUCAACUACAUCAUCAAUCAAGACAGGAACUCAUUGGUCAUCAACAGCAAUUCAAUCGGCCACUACCGCUACCACAAUUCCGACCUCAGCCACUUGAACCUCCUCCACCUCCACCUGCAUUGAGCGUCGCAUUUACUGCAGUAGCUUGUCCAUGGUGGACAGUGCUAGAAGACGUACUGCACGUGAAUGCCAAAACUUCUGGAGAUCCGUCGUCAUCAAAUAAAACAGGCAUGUGGUUACCUCUCUUGACGUUUGAUUAACUAUAAACCGCAUUAAACCACUUUAUUAAAGUUGAAUUCAUCGAUAAAGAAAAUCAAUGAAAUAAAAAUAUUUAAUUUGGUGAAUUCGUUGAAAAUCACCAAUCAUGCCCCUGAGCUGCGGUGGCGUAAACUUCACUACUUUCUAGACGACUGUAAAUAUAAAUUAAACAUGUUUCCAUCAUGGAAUUUAAAUUUUGUCCUAUUUGAGAAGCAAGAAGAACAUGGUGGAUAAACAUUGGACAGCGAGUAAUUAGUUUAUCAAUUAUUGAGCUUUUACAAUAUGUAUAUAAGUAAUUUGUAUAUAAAACUGUAUUGAUAAA
Diuraphis noxia (Russian wheat aphid) is the source of this 1524-nucleotide messenger RNA. RefSeq lists its product as uncharacterized. The record is from RefSeq and is a predicted model, not a curated record. Lineage: Eukaryota; Metazoa; Arthropoda; Insecta; Hemiptera; Aphididae.